AUGUCAUCUGGACCGUCGAAAAUCAGUAGAAGUUUACCUCAUUUACAAAAUUUAAUAAAACGUGAUCCAGAGGCGUACAAAGAAGAUUUCAAAUUGCAAUAUUUAAAUUUUGAAAGUCAGUUCGUGGAAUUAAUGACGAAACCAGAUAUAUGGAGUAAAACAUUAGCCGAACAAAUAACGUUUAUUGCACAAGUUGCUCAAUGCUAUCGUGACGAGACAAAAAAUGUGUCACAAAUGUUUAUGGAUGUACUGAAACUGUAUUCAACCGUUUUGAAUCGCGAUAUGCGUUUAAUCUUGGUUCGUGCAUUAAUAUUAAUGCGUAAUCGUAAUUUAAUCGGAUGUCAGGAACUAGCAGAAGUAUUUUUUCGUCUAUUACGUGUACAAGAUCGUUUACUAAAAGCACAUAUUCAAACACAUAUUAUUAAUGACAUCAAACGAAUUAAUCAAAAACAUAAAAAUCUAAAACUAAAUAGUACAUUACAAAAUUUUAUGUAUACCGUUAUAAAAGAGAAUAAUCCAGCAGCAGUCAAAGUAUCGCUGGAUAUAAUGGUUGAUUUAUAUCGUAAAAAUAUUUGGAAUGAUGCAAAAACCGUCAAUAUUAUUGCAAAUACAUGUUUUUCAAAAAUAACUAAAAUUCAAGUAGCGGCCGUGAACUUUUUUCUUGGAACUAGUAAAGCUCAAGACGAAAAUUCAGAUUCAGAUGAUGAUGAUAAACCAACUAGAAAAGAAAUUUUAUUAUCACAUCGUGUUGGAAAAAAAUCAGAAAAACGAAAAAAACGAACAGAAAGAGCAUUAAAAUUGUUAACGAAACAAUCGAAGAAGAAAAAAGUCGAAAUAUUUAAUUAUUCUGCUCUUCACUUGUUAUAUGAUCCACAAGAUUUUUCUGAGAAACUUUUUCGUCUAUUAGAAACAUCGAAUGAACGUUUUGAAGUCAAAUUACUUUUACAAGAUUUAAUCUCACGUCUCAUUGGUUUACAUCAUUUAAUUUUACUAAACUUUUAUCCAUAUAUUCAACGUUAUUUGCAGCCUCAUCAAAAAGAAGUAACAAAAAUUUUACUGUUCAUUGCACAAGCUGCCCAUGAUCUCGUGCCACCCGAUAUUUUGGAAUCAGUGUGUAAAACAAUUGCUAUGAAUUUUAUUACUGAAAGAAAUUCACAUGAAGUCAUGGCAGUUGGUCUGAAUACAAUUCGUGAAAUAUGUAGCCGUUCUCAGUUAGCAAUGAACAUGGAUUUACUUCACGAUUUGGCGAAGUACAAAACAUACCGAGAUAAAUCCGUAUCCGCAUCAGCUAGAUCAUUAAUACAGUUGUUCAGAGAAAAAAAUCCACGUUUACUAGAAAAGAAAGAUCGAGGUAAACCAACUAUAGCACAACGUGAGUUGAAACCAUUACAAUAUGGAGAAUCAGAUGCUAAAACAUAUUUACCCGGUGCCGAAUUAUUACAAAAAGAUGAGAAUAACACGAAAGAAAUGGACGAAUCGAGAGAUAAAGUGAAGAGUGACGAAAGUGAAACGGAUGAUGACGAUGAUGAUGAUGAUGAAAAAGGAUGGAUCGAUGUUUCACAUUCAGAUAAUGAGACAGAUACAGAAGAAAACGAAGAAAACGAUCAAACUAAUGAACUACCGUCAACAAAUAUGAAUGCGUCCAUGGCUGAAGAUGAACGUAUUUCGAAAGCAAUGGAGGUGGUUACAAGUCGAAUAUUAACACAAUCCGAAUUUGAACAAUUGAGGGUAACUCAAUUAAAAAAACAUCUCGAAGACAAAAGAGGAGAUAAAUCAACGUCAAAACGGAAAACAAUAACAAUUGAUACGGAUUCAGAAGACGACAAUCAAAGAACAAAUAAUGAUGAAUUAAUAUCACUACAUGAUAUCGAACGUGUUCAUAAAAAACGUCGACAUGACAGAGAAUCUCGACUUGAAACUGUAAUGGCCGGUCGUGAGGGUCGUCCAAAAUUUGGUAAAUGGAAAAAAGAAGGGAAAGGCAAAACAAAUAAAGAAAAAUUGAAAAGCAAAAAUUUCAUGAUGUUAAAACCAAAAUUAAAAGGAAAACAAAAACGAUCGUUCCGAGAGAAACAAGUUGCUCUUCGAGAUUCAUUAUUAAAACAAAAACGACUCAAAUAA
Molecule: messenger RNA, 2118 nt
Organism: Didymodactylos carnosus
Lineage: Eukaryota; Metazoa; Rotifera; Eurotatoria; Philodinida; Philodinidae
Source: the annotation of a GenBank genome assembly